AUGAUUUUCGGAUCAUUGGAAAUGUCCAGAGUUUUCAUCAGCUUGUUGGGCUUUCAAAUGGAUAUGCUGUACAUAAAUUGCGUUUGUGUCUUAAAGGCCUGUUUCAAAGAAAUUAAUGAUAAUCUGAAGAAUUUGCGGGAGCUCGUGAUAAAUAAUAUUUCUAGAUGGAGCUAUAAUGAGCAGAGAUAUCCGUUCUUGUUGAAAAAACUUAAGGCUUUAAAAAAACAGCAUCUGAUGAUAAGUGACACAGUGAAGAUGCUUAACAUGAUUUUCAGUCUACAUCUUCUCGCUACCAUAGCUUUAUCCUUCAAGCAGAUAAUAUUCUACGUGUAUUUCGAUGUAAUACAAUGGCAAAACGGGAUAUCCUUGAAUCAAGACAGAAUUUAUAAUUCAUAUUUCAUAUCAAUCAUAAUAUAUUACUUUACAAGAUUCGUAUUGAUAGUGUGGGCUUGCGAAACUGGCAAAAAUGAAGCGAUAAAAAUUGGUACUACUAUUCACGAUAUACUUAACAGCAUUAGAGAUGUGCAAAUCAAAGAUGAGUUAAAUUUGUUCUCUUUGCAAAUAUUGCAUUGCGAUAAUACAUUUUCCACGAAAGGUCUCACUGUAGAUGCAUCAUUGUUCACAGUGAUGGUGAGUAGCAUCUCAACAUAUCUAUUGAUUUUAAUACAAUUUUUGAUCAUAACACAUUCGUGCGACGAAUGA
Atta colombica is the source of this 702-nucleotide messenger RNA. Its product is annotated as putative gustatory receptor 28b. The transcript is spliced from 3 exons. Gene Ontology annotation, biological process: sensory perception of taste. NCBI's taxonomy places the organism in Eukaryota, Metazoa, Arthropoda, Insecta, Hymenoptera, Formicidae. Gene Ontology annotation, cellular component: neuronal cell body; membrane; axon. The record is from RefSeq and is a predicted model, not a curated record. The coding region runs from base 1 to 702 and encodes 233 amino acids.